Messenger RNA from Penicillium antarcticum, 2301 nucleotides. It is a transcript of the gene dppV, whose product is annotated as dipeptidyl peptidase DppV. Gene Ontology annotation, molecular function: serine-type endopeptidase activity. The record is from RefSeq and is a predicted model, not a curated record. The transcript is spliced from 8 exons. Bases 1 to 2301 code for a protein of 766 amino acids. Gene Ontology annotation, biological process: proteolysis. NCBI's taxonomy places the organism in Eukaryota, Fungi, Ascomycota, Eurotiomycetes, Eurotiales, Aspergillaceae.
AUGCCAGCUACUGCCGUGCCGAGCUCCAGCUUUUAUACCAGCUUCGCCCUACAUGUUGCCUGGCUUGUUUCCUGCGCAAUUAUCUUUAGCUGUGUGCGUAUAUACCUUUUUGCCGACAUGCGGUUGUUUGAAUGGAUGGCCCUCGGGUCUAUAGUGGGAUCUGCGGUGGCACUUACCCCAGAACAGCUCAUCACUGCCCCGAGGCGAAGUGAAGCUAUUCCUAACCCAUCUGGGGAAGUUGCGUUGUUUUCUACAUCGCAGUACUCUUUUGAAUCCCACAAAACGUCGUCGUGGUGGAGUCUUUUGGACCUGGAGUCUGGCAAGAUCACCCAGCUCACCAAUGAUAGCAAUGUGUCUGAGUUAAUUUGGCUGGGGUCGACUGACUCGGGUCUGUUGUAUAUCAACGGCACCAAUGCCGAUAUCCCUGGCGGCGCCGAGGUUUGGGUGUCGGAUACCUCUGAUUUCGUCCAUUCUGCUUACAAGGCGGCAUCACUGCCGGCCCCGCUGUCUGGUCUCAAGACAGCCAUUACCAAGUCUGGAGACAUUAACUUCCUGGUGUAUGGAGAGUCCUAUGGCAAUGGAACCGCCUACAACGAGGAACUUGCAGCUACGCCUUUGAGCUCGGCUCGUAUCUAUGACAGCAUCUACACCCGUCACUGGGACACCUGGCUCACCACGAGAUUCAAUGCUGUUUUUUCCGGAUCUUUGAGAAAGAAGAGAGCCGGACAAGGCGCAACAUCUCGCUACACGUGCAAUGGAUCUCUCAAGAACCUCGUUGCCGCGGUGAAGAACCUCGAAUCCCCUAGCCCUCCCUUUGGCGAUGCGUCUGAUUAUGACAUCUCGCCCAACGGCAAGUUGGUCGCGUUCAAGAGCAAGGCACCUGAAUUGCCGCGUGCCAACAACACUGCUUCUUAUAUUUAUCUCGUGCCUCAUGACGGGUCUAAGAAGCCUGUUGCAAUCAAUGGUCCGGACAGUCCUGGUACGCCAGAGGAUAUCAAGGGUGAUUCUAGCAGUCCUGUGUUCUCUCCAGAUGGCCGUCGCAUUGCCUACCUUCAAAUGAAGGACGUGGCAUAUGAAUCGGACCGCCGUACUCUCUAUGUCUACACCAUUGACUCCAAGGAGACGAUCCCAAGUUUGGCCAAGGACUGGGACCGCUCACCAAGCGCUGUCAAAUGGUCUGCUGAUGGAAAGCAUCUCUUUGCAAACACCGAGGAUCAUGCCCGUACACGCCUGUUCUUAUUGCCUGCCAAUGCUGGUGAUGAUUUCACACCCAAGAAUUUCACCAACGGUGGCUCCGUGAGUGCCUACUACAACCUGCCCAACGGCGAGGUUUUGGUAUCUGGCACUGCUAUCUGGACCAGCUGGACAGUUUACACCACAAAGCCAGGCAAGGGUCUGACCAAGAUUCUCUUCUCUGCCAAUGCAGUCGAUCCUGGUCUGAAGGGUCUGAGUCCCGCUGAUGUUGAUGAGUUCCACUACAAAGGCAACUGGACUGAUAUUCAAUCUUGGCUUAUUUAUCCUCCCGGAUUUGAUAAGUCGAAGAAAUACCCUCUUUUGUUCUAUAUCCACGGUGGUCCUCAGGGUGCUUGGGGCGAUUCCUGGAGCAGUCGCUGGAACUACAAAGCCUUUGCUGACCAAGGAUAUGUGGUUGUUGCACCUAACCCAACUGGUAGUACAGGAUUUGGUGAUAAGCUGACGGACAUGAUCACAAACAACUGGGGUAGCUACCCCUACGAUGAUUUGGUCAAGUGCUGGGAGUAUGUCCGCGACAACUUCGACUUCAUUGAUACAGACCACGGAGUGGCAGCCGGUGCCAGCUACGGUGGGUUCAUGAUCAAUUGGAUUCAAGGAAACCCUCUCGGUCGUGAAUUCAAGGCAUUGGUUAGCCACGACGGAACAUUCGUCGCCGACGCCAAGAUCUCGACAGAGGAAUUGUGGUUCAUCGAGCAUGAUUUCAAUGGCACCUUUUGGGCUAACCGAGACAACUACCGCCGCUGGGAUCCAUCUUCUCCCGAACACAUCCUGCAAUUCGAUACACCACAGCUCAUCAUCCACAGCUCAAAGGACUACCGUCUUCCUGUCUCAGAAGGUCUGGCUUUGUUCAAUGUUUUGCAAGAACGGGGCGUCCCUAGUCGACUGCUCAACUUCCCGGAUGAGAACCACUGGGUCCUCAACAAGGAGAACAGUCUUGUAUGGCAUCAACAGGUUCUUGGAUGGCUGAACAAGUAUUCAGGCAUUGAUGCCCCGGGUACUGUCAGUCUGAAUGAUACCACCAUUCCUGUUGUGGACUAUGAUCCUUGA